Molecule: messenger RNA, 1428 nt
Organism: Limulus polyphemus (Atlantic horseshoe crab)
Lineage: Eukaryota; Metazoa; Arthropoda; Merostomata; Xiphosura; Limulidae
Product: neuronal acetylcholine receptor subunit alpha-7-like
Exons: 5
Coding region: 1118-1417 (99 amino acids)
Biological process (GO): monoatomic ion transmembrane transport; regulation of membrane potential; chemical synaptic transmission
Cellular component (GO): neuron projection; synapse; postsynaptic membrane
Molecular function (GO): transmembrane signaling receptor activity; acetylcholine-gated monoatomic cation-selective channel activity
Source: RefSeq, a predicted model, not a curated record
ACAAGCAUUGAGUCGGGCUUAGACAACUUGGACCAGCAAAACUUCAUUCCAAAUAGUCCAGGAAAAUUCAAUCGUGUAUAGCAAUAGAAUGUUUUUUAUAAUUUUUCUUUAAAAUGACUCAUUUUCUAACAAAAUUCAAAGUGAUUGACUAAAAGAAACGUAACUCUAAAUAGGUCAAAAUGUUGGAAGAGCAUAAAGUAUUUUAAAGAAUAAAUAGGUCAAAAUGUUGGAGGAGCAUAAAAGGCUUUAAAGGAAUAAAUAGGUCAAAAUUUUGGAGGAGCAUAAAGGACUUUAAAGGAAACUUUUUUAGGUAAUAAAUUAAAAAACAAGUUGUGAGUAUAUGAACCCGAAAGACACUGUAAAUCUGAUUCGAUCUAUGUUGGUUUGUAUAGCAAGGUGCUGAUGAUCCUGUACAUAUGUGAUGAACGUGUUCACUUGAAUCGUUUGACAUGAUCCUAUACAUACGUGAUGAACGUGUUCAUUUGAAUGGUUUGAAUGAUCCUGUACAUGUGUGAUGAACGUGUUCACUUGAAUCGUUUGACAUGAUCCUGUACAUGUGUGAUGAACGUGUUCACUUGAAUCGUUUGAUAUGAUCCUGUACAUCUGUGAUGAACGUGUUCACUUGAAUCGUUUGAUAUGAUCCUGUACAUGUGUGAUGAACGCGUUCACUUGAAUCGUUUGACAUGAUCCUGUACAUGUGUGAUGAACGUGUUCACUUGAAUCGUUUGAUAUGAUCCUGUACAUCUGUGAUGAAUGUGUUCACUAGAAUCGUUUAAAAUUCCUCUCUUGUUAUGCUCCGAGUUUAAACAGUACCAAUAUUUACAUAAGUGUGUGUUGUUCCUUCACGUGUGGGUAUAUAUAAGCCAGGGAUAUUUGUAAGCUGUACUACUUAAAUCGUCAAGAACCGAAGUCUGUCAAAAGUAAAACCAUAUUCGUGAAACUUCAACACGAUACGUACUUCUGAGUACCCCAGUUUGAUUAAAUACAAGACACUAGCUCCUGACGUCACUAACGAAGGUCCCAGGUGUCUUAGACGAAGGGAAACUAAAGACUUGAAGAACCUUCUUUUGAUGAUUCGUUACAAGGAUCUUACGAACGAAAACUGAUAAACCACUUAAUGCGAGAUUAUAACGUCCUGGAAAGGCCGGUGGCUAACGAGUCAGAUCCAUUGAUACUCAGUUUUGGACUUACUCUGCAGCAGCUCAUCGACAUGGACGAAAAAAAUCAAAUACUAGUGGCAAACAUAUGGUUAAACAUGGAUGAAAAGAAUCAACUCUUAAUUGCAAAUAUCUGGUUAACCUUGGAAUGGACAGACGCCAAUCUCCAGUGGAAUCCGGCGGAUUACAACAACAUCAAAGACAUUCGUUUAUCUCCCAACAAGGUCUGGAGGCCUGAUGUUUUAAUGUAUAACAGGUAGGAUCUCUCGUG